This is a messenger RNA of Spirodela intermedia, 27380 nucleotides long. The record is from the annotation of a GenBank genome assembly. NCBI's taxonomy places the organism in Eukaryota, Viridiplantae, Streptophyta, Magnoliopsida, Alismatales, Araceae.
AUGGCGGUCGGAAUAGAGGUGGAGAUCACAAAGGCGAGGACAGACAAGAGAGAGUACCGGAGGGUCGUCCUCUCCAACUCUCUCGAGGUUCUUCUGAUCAGCGAUGCGGACACUGAUAAGGUUCCAUCCGUUUUCCACUUCCCCGUUUUCCGUUUACUUUUCGCGCGUCGCAUCCAUCUAAGGCAUAAUUUUUAGCCACUUGCUUAUCUGCUGCCCGUCGUUGCUUCAGUCAGUUCUCCAUUGGAUUCCAUUUUACGACAUGUAUGAAAUUCGAAGGGUUGAUUUUUCUCUUAUCUCAUUCACGUUUACAUAUUGUGGUAGGCUGCUGCUUCUAUGAAUGUUGAUGUUGGCUCGUUUUGCGAUCCUGAUGGACUCGAGGGGCUGGCUCAUUUCCUUGGUAGGUGGUUCUCCACGAUUCUGGAGUGAAAAUUCAAAAAAAAACUGUAAGGAGAUCGAAAUGCAUGCACUUUUUAUUACCGUUCUGUAUGAAUCUGUAUUGCCAAGGUAGAUUUUCGUUUCAGUCAGUACUGGUGUGAUAUAUUUUGAAUAGCUAGUUGUCUAGUGAUCGGAAAUAUCCUGAUACAGAACCCGGAUAGUGCUUUCAAAGUGUGGUAUUCUGAGAGGGAUUUGGUAAUGAAAAAUAGUCCAGAGCCUAUCUCUUGAUAUGUCUCAAUAAAUAUGUACGUGCACAGAUAAUCUAUAUCUGCAAGUAUCAACCUGUUCAUCUUUCUUUGUUUUUUGAUUUUUUUCGAAAGGUGUUAGUACUGUGUAAUCAUUGAAGGGUAAAAUUAGAGGAUUUACAUCCACUGGUUAUCAAGAGACUGCGUGUACAUGAGCUAUAUGAUACCUGAAGAUGGUAUAGAUCAUAUUAUAAAUCCAACUUAGCUAGAAUAACAAAUAUAAUGAUUUCCUCAUUACCAGAAAAUCUCAGAUGCUCUUUGAUCAUGUCACACACACCCACAUAAACACUGUGACAGUGAGGGGCUUUCUUUUUGAAAGUAUGCACGUUCCUCUAGUUUGCGCUAAAGAGAAGCCUCCAGUUUUAUGAUAACCUUCCUAUGGCCAGUACUAAUCCCAAUUUAACCAUGAUUCGUCCAUAGGACUUGUCCUCUGUUGUUGUCUACCUAAUGUGUGGUCUACUUUUGGCAAAUAUCCCAAAAGAAGUUACAUGUCAUGUACGAAUUCUCCAAAAAUUCGGCUCUGUUGGGAAAGUGAAUUUUGAAAUAUGAUUGGCAACGUGGUGUAUUGUGACUUUGCCUGCUAUAAUGGAAUGAGAUGACAAAAAAUAUUUCUUUCUAUCUUGAGUGCCACAUAUAUGCCUUUAGCCAAGCAGGGGACCAUUAUCCUAGUAAGCUUAGAAGAUUUUUAGUCAUUGAAUCCUCUCGCUGAGGUUUUUAUUACUCAGAAGGACAUCCACUGUUCUUCUCUAUUCCCCAUGAUAAAAAAAUUGUGCAACAGUGAUUAUAGGACAUGUUAUCCAGAACUUAUGUUAUCCAGAAUUGAGUGCUAAAUGCUGAGGUCCCACAUCAUGCGCCCUUCCUGUUAUAGUUUUUGCUCCAUAAUUCAUGUUAAUCAUUAUGCCAACCACCACAACGUCUGUAGCUUGAGGGAUGUCCUUCCUCAGCCUUUGAGGUAUUGCUGAUAUAAUUAGGCUUUUUUUGAUCCAUACUCUUUUUUUGUCACAGAGCUUCGUUGCAAUCACUUUGAACCAAAGUCCCUCCUCCUCCGUUCCCAAUUUAUAUAAUUUUUUUGUAUACUUUGUUGGUGUGAGUAAACUGGAAUUUUUUUUGUCACCUUGAUCUCAAUAUUUGCGAAUCUUCCUUUUCCUUCUGCUGAUAAAUUUAUAUAAUUUCUCAAUACUCGUUCCAGUCUUCAAUCACUUGCUUCUCUAGAGAUCUGGAGUUGCCUGACGUUUUUGUCUAUGUUUAUCAGUUCUUAUGCCUUCAGAUCCAUAUGAUUCCUGAUAAAAUGACUAUGCCGCUAUUGUUACUCCUAUCUCUUAGUCCUUUUUCUUCUUUUGGGGUUGAAAUUCCAUUCCCCUAACUUUUGAACUGGAGUUCAUUCAGUUGAAGUUAUUUCAUUUCCUAACUGACAGAAUCUGUCUUCUGUCGGUUAGGAAGGGCGUAUCUCUAACGUUUCCCUCCAAAAAGAUCUGUAUAGACGUUUAAAAGCAUACUAUGGAGUUCAUCUCUAUUCUCCACUUUCUAUCCCCUUUGUGUAAUCGACUUUUUAUUUUAUUUGAAUGGGCCACCGUUGAGAAAUAAGAUGAAUUUCCAUUUCAUUUGUCUAUGCUUCUUAUGGUCGUGUAAGUAGGCAACUCUUUCCGCCACUAAAUGAUGGAAGCUAGUAGAAUUUGCAUAGAAUGUACCAUUUAAACCACCUGAUGAUGUCAAUGGAUCCUUCUGAUCCUUAUACCGGGUCAGUCACUUCUUUCGAUGAGUAGCUGCUCUUUUCUGUCAAAAUAAUCUCUGAUGAGAGCACUACAUACGUCAAAUGUCAGAACAUCAAAAUGAUUUUAAAAGGAAGCCCAUUAAUUAGCUCUUGCCUUGCCCUACUACUAUAGUAGUCCAGAGCCCUUCUGACAGUUGUUUUGAGAACAUUACCUUGAUGCCUCCAAUCACACUGUUGGUGAGAUAUCACUUUAUCAGAAGGAUCUUGUGAACAAUGGUGUUAAACAACAAGUUUAUUUAUCAAAUGCUAGUUGGUGGAUUCUUCUUAUGUGGUUCCUCUAAAACUUUGUGGUUCUGUUUCCACUGAAGGAAAAUUACCUACCAUGUUUCCACUGAAUUGGUUAUACAUGGAGGUGCUUUGUCUGGUUCCUUUGAAUUUAGAACUGACAAUGCUGUAGUCAUAUCUCAAUGCAGUUAUGUUUGCUGUCCUACAGUGGAAAACAAUUUUGUACUAAUCGCUAACCUUUCAGUGGUAGAUUUUCAGAACUCUAGCCAUUUUAUUCCCUUCAUUGUACACUCUGUGAAAAGAUAUUGCUAGAUGAUAUUUAGGAUCGCAGUUGGGAUAACACCCAAAAUAUAUUUGGAGUUUAAUAGAUUCAUGUGCCCUGAUUUCCAUCAUCAAAUUGCUGGCUUUGAGUUUAUUCAUUUUAACAGUCACAAUGAACUUUCUCACGUUUUCAUGCUGCCCUUGUGUCAGAUUUCUCAUUCUGUCAUGGUACCUCUCAAUAGAUGUUUGUAAUGAAAAAUGAAACAAACCUGAGAAAAGGCGUGGAAUUCAAAUUAAUUAUAUUAUUUAUGCUGAGACUAAUGCUCAAAAUAUUUUAAACCUAGUGUGUUCCAGAUAAUAUCAUCUUAAACCUUUACUCAUGAAAAUUUCGAUGUUACUCUAUAGAAUAAACUUCAAGGUUGAUUUUGAACAUCACAAACUUAUGUGCAUUGCAGAACAUAUGCUAUUUUAUGCUAGUGAGAAGUAUCCGUCAGAGGGGAGUUACAUGAAGUUCAUAGCAGAGGUACUUCUGGUAUCCCUUUUUUUCAGAUGCUUGUUUGGUAGCUUGUUUCGAGAAGCUUUUAGCUGUGCAUGACAUGGGCACCUCUGUUCUAAAACGUUUGUGUUUAGGUCAAGUGAAUAAAGUUUUGGGCACUCCAGAAUACUUCAUUUGAUAAAUAUGCUACUCCUCAGUGCUAGUUUUCUUAAUCCUGAGGCUUGCCUACCUAUUUGUUUUUGUGCACCUAUAAUGCAUGUUCUGAUUCAUGUUGCUUAUCCAUUUCUUGGUCCGUCACGAAUAUUACACAGUUCGAAUUUACAGUUUCAGUAGGUUCUAGGCCAUUCUUUUCAACUCACCCAGACUACUCCACCACUGACGGUUCAUAACCACUCUUUUCAACUCACUUAGUGAAACCAUUAUGAAGAAACAUCUGAAGGUUGAGCUUUCUCCUCCGUUCAAUAUUCUGUUCCAUUUUCCUUCAUUUUGGAUGAUUUAGGCAUGCUAUCAGAUUAUUUAUGCUCUACGUGAACAGGAAUGCCCACAAGUUUCAGCAUUUCACAAUUGUUUUUGAGGUUUAUCCCCACACCAUUUUUCAAAAUAAUGCCAUGUUUUCUUUUUUUGAGAAAAUGGGUAGUUCAUGUGAAAUUAUUUAUCUUUGGUAUGUAUGAUCCUAAAAAAUAUUUUACUUCUUCAGAUUGGUAUAUAAUGUCUCCAACUAGUAAUUUGCACAAUUGAUUUUCCGAUUGUUUGAUUUUUGAUGAUUAGGCUGGAGUUUGCCUCAUUAUUGUGGUAUACAUCUGGAUUUGAUCAUAUCUUCGUGCAUUUAGAGCUGAAUGAUGCCUUCUUAUUUAGGACGCAACCUCUGUUUGGAUGGUAUAUCUCAAUUGAUUCGGGUGGUGCCUCCGGGUUUGAUACAAACUCCAAUUCGUAUUAGAUGGCUGAGUCAGUACUCAGUUGUCACUUUGCUCAUGAUCUGAUAUGUCUUGGCAUCUGAAGUCUGAAACCCGACAGUGUCAUAUUAAUUGGACUGAACUUGUAAACCAUAUUUCUUUGUGUGCUCAUUGUGUAAUGUCCCUAUCACUGAAAUUGAUUCAGGGAGCUCUGCUAUUGACCCGUCCUUUUUCCUUUUUUUUCCCCAUAUCAGUGAUGCUGUGAACAAUGCAUUGAAUUUUCUUCAGUAAUGUUUUAUUUCCAAUGAUUUUUUUAACCACUUCCAAAAAUCAACAACCUAAGUGGAAUUGGACCAGUUUGGAUCCAACUGAAUCAUAGUUUGAUUAAACAAAAUUGGCUAUGAGCUGCCCAAAUGUUGUCCCGUUCUGUGGUUCAAGGCCGAUUACGUGAUAUUUAUGUAGAGGCCAAUGAUUGAUUGUUUUUAUAUUUCCCUAGAUUCUCAAACAUUGUAAUGUUUUCUUCCUUUAUAAUAUUGAUUCUACUUAACAGUUCAAACCUCAUAUGCUAACCUCAUAUGCUUCCACUCGCUCUGCACAUGAUGUGAGCUAGUUAAGUUAGUUCUGUUUCCUAGGCAGAAGAAGCACAUUCUACUUGUGGUCCUGUGACAUAUGGCAUCCCAGUGGCUGAUAGCAGCACUCCAUUUUUUCCUGGCAGCCAACGCUUUUCUUUUUCUACUGAGCCUUUUGUCAUCUCCUAUGCAUAAAAAACUCAACCUGAUAUGUUUGUGGUAUAUAAUUUAUAAGAAAGUGAGAUUUUGAUUCUAUUUAAACUAUCAACUUUGUAACUUACUCAAAAGAAUAGGGAGAGAACACUCUCCUAAUCGAGGAACCCUAGUAUUUAUACUAGGGUCUUAAUGUACAGAAGGUGCUACUUCGGCUCAAACUACUAAAUGGGCCAACUUGACUUAACUAGACUAAAGACAUAACUUUAAUAGCCUUCCUCAAGCUGGAGCAUAUAUAUCAUAAGCUCCCAACUUGUUAUAGAGAAAUUUCACCAUAUGACCAUUUAGUGACUUGGUAAACAUAUCAGCAAGUUGAUCCUUAGAGUUAACAUUCAUGGUAGUGAUGAUCUGUUCUUGGAUCUUCUAUCUAAUAAAGUGACAGUCAACUUCAAUAUGUUUUGUUCUCUCAUAAAAUACAAGAUUGGAGGCAAUAUAAAUCUCUACUUAAUUAUCACAAUUAAGCUUCAUAGGACUUGAAUGAAGAAAGUACAAUUCUUUCAAGAAAAUGUCUGACCCAUACAAGUUCACAUGUAGUGUGUGCUGUUGUCAUGUAUUUUGAUUCUACAUUUGAUCAUGAGACCACAUAUUAUUUCUUACUUUUCCAAGAAACAAGAUUGCCACCAAGAAAGAUACAAUAGUUAUUUAUAGAUUGUCUAUCUAGAUUAUAGCUUGCCGAGUCUACAUCUGAAAACCCUCGAACUGUGAGAUGACCAUACUUCUUGUAUAGUAAUCAUUUGCCUAGAUUUCUCUUAAGACGUCUCAAAAUCUAGAUAAUUGCAUCUACAUGUUUUGUAUGUAGUUGUUCCAUGAAUUGACUCACCACACUAGUAGCAAAAGAGAUAUAUGACCGAGUGAUAGUCAAAGAAUUAAAUUUGCCAACUAGAUGCGGAUAUCUUCUUGGAUCCUCCAACAUGUCACCUUCAUCAAAACGAUAAUUUCAAAUUAGGAUCUAUAGGAGUAGUACUUGGUCUCAUACCUAACAUGUCUAUUUCUAAUAGAAGAUCAAGGACAUACAUUUGCUGAUUGAUUGCAAUUCCUUCCUUAGAUCAAGCAUCCCAAUCCCCAUAAAAUAUUUAAAAUUGUUAAGAUUUUUUAGUUUCAAAUUAUCCUCUUAAGAACUGCUUGAGUUUAGAAAUGCUCUUAUGAUCAUCUCCAGUGAUAAUCUUAUCGUCAACAUAAAUAGUCAACAUAAUUCAGCUAGUAGAUUGUCUAUAAAAAACAAAAUGAUCUAUCUCACAUCUGUGAAGAUCAAACUUCAAUACAAUACUACUAAAUUAGCUAAACCAAGCUUGUGGCGAUUGCUUUAGUCUAUAAAGAGAUUUCCUCAAGUCACAGAUUAAACUAGAUUUUCUUUGUGCAACAAAAUCAAGUGGUUGCUCCAUAUAAAUCUCCUCAUGUAAAUCACCAUGUAGAAACAUAUUUUUGAUAUCUAGCUGGUAUUUUUGAGAACCGACUAAUACUAAGAAGAUCCAUACCAAAGUAAUUUUGGCAAUUAGAAAGAAUGUUUCAGAUAAAUCUUUGUCAUAUUCCUAAGUGAAGUCCCUAACUACUAAAUGGGUCUUCAAUCUAUUCACAGAACCAUCUAGACCAACUUUGACAUUGAAGAACCCACUUACAUCCAACCACAUACUUCCCAAGUGGCCGUGGAACUAAACACCAUGCACUAUUCUGCUUAAGAGUAGCCAUCUCUUCCUCUAUUGCUGCACACCACCUAGAAUGACCAAGAGCCUUUGAAAUAUUCUUAGGGACAGGUAAAUCUGAUAAUGUUGAGAUAAAUGAAGAAUAGGUUGGAGACAAAUAAAUAAAAUUUGAUAUGUUGACGAAGUGAUAGAUUGUAACAUUUAUACCUUUUUUUAACACAAGAAUAUCCUAAGAGGAUGCACUUCAUAGAUUGGGAUGAAGUUUAUCUUAACCAACUCUGAAUUUGUGUACAAAAUAGACACAUCUAAAUAUUUUGGGUGGAAUAUUAUAUAAUAGCUCUCUUGGAUAAAGGACAGAAUAAGGAAAUUUGUUGCUUAACACAAAGGAUGGCAUUUGGUUGAUCAAGUAGCUGUGAGUACAACAUCUCCCCAUAAUUCUACAAGAACAUGCAUAUGUAGUAGAAGUGUGCAGGCAGUUUCACUGAUAUGUCUAUGUUUUUUUUCAGCAACCCCAUUUUUUUGAGUAAGGAGACAUGAUGAUUCAUGAAGUAUUCCAUGAUGGUUUAGGUAUUGAAUUAAUGGAAAGCUGAAAUAUUAUUUUGCAUUGUUACAACGUAGCACACAUGAUUUUCUCAAAUUGGUUUUUAAUUUUCAGCACAAAAUGAGCAAAAAUAGAGAACAACUUAGAUAUGUCCUUCAUGAGAUACAACCAUGUAACAUGUGAUUGAUCAUCAAUAAAGGUAAUAAAAUACUUGAAACCAAGUUUAGAUGUGACAUGUAAAUGAACUAAAUCGAACACUGAUUUUGCUCGAUUACAGGUUUGUGACCCAAAACUAGAAUGCUAGUGUUUUCCUAGAUGGCAUGACUCACACUCUAAUGUUUUCAAACUAGCAAGAUUAGGAGCUAAUAACUUGAGCUUACUAAGAGACACAUGACCCAACCGACUAUGAAUUUGAAGUGGUGAUGCAGCAACACAAGCGAUUGGAGAAGCUUUACCCAAAUAAUAUAUUCCUCUGUGCUCAUAUCUUUCUUCAAUUGUCUUCCAUGUCUUCAGGUCUAGAAUAAAACAUGAGUCAAGAAGAAAAGUUAUGAUAGUUUGAAGAGCACCUGUGAGUUUACUAAUAGAAACAAGGUUGAAAGAAAACUUUGGCACAUAAAGAACUGAUUUGAGGGAUAAUUCAGGUGAAGGGGACAGUCCCUAUACGUAUGACAUGAUUAGUAGAUCCAUCAGCUAAGGAAAUUCGGGAAGACCAGUGUGACUAGAAUAGGAUGUGAACCUACCAAAUACAAGAUGACGAUUCACUUGUGGAGGAAUGAGAUGCCUAAGAGAGACAUGCAAUGAAUCUAGUCUGAACAAGAGAUGCAAUGGCUGAUGAUGCCUGUUGAACAAUAUGAAAUGGAAGAAUCUGAGAAUACUCUUCAUUUGACAAGACAAUCUGAUGAGUAGUUUUGGUCUCCCCCUCCUCACUUGAGGUAGCUAAAUUAGCUACUCAAGGAGGAUAUCUCUGAAGGUUAGAGCAUGUAUCUUUAGUAUGAUUCUUUCGACCACAAUGAGUACAUUCUAAUCGUUGAUGACUUCCAGCAUUUCUAUCUCCACCCCUCCCUCAGCUAGCAUGAACACUACGGCGACGAACAUGAGAGGAGUGUAUCCACGACAUUCUGAGGAGAUACUAAGGUAGUAGUCUCAACAGGUGCUGAAGUCCGAAGGCCGUCUUGGUCUAAAAAGGCUCGAGAGAUAUGCUAGUACGUCUCAACAGGAGAUGGUAAUUUAACUCCAGAUAAAAUCUGACUAAGAAUUCCAUCAUAUUCUAAAGGAAGACCACCAAGGAAUUGAAGAACAGUCAUCUAGUCACGCUGCUUCUACACUACCCGAACAUCACUGGAGAUAGGUAGUAAUACAUGAAGAUCGUCAUUGAGUCGAAUCACUUCACCAAAAUAUUGGCUCAAGCUCUUAUCUCCCUUCUUUCAUCCGAUAGUAUUCAACAUACAUCAUACAUUCUUGAGAUAUUAUUAGAAUACAUAAGUGCAAUAAAGUCCCAAACAGUCUUAUAUAAAUGAUAAGAUGAGUUACCAAAUCAACAACAUUUGGCUCCAUAGAGUUCCAUAAUACAUUGAGAAGAUUUGAAUCUUAUUGCUCCCAUUGCUCUAAGGGGUUUUAUCUUGCCUUGACCUUUGAAGUACAUAAAAACAGAUCUACCCCAUUGAAUAUAGUUCUUGCCAUUCAAUCUGUGCGUGGUUAUAAGAUGAUUUUGGAUGGUUACUGCUGGAUGUGAUGCUGUGGAGUGUGUGCUAAGGGAUUUUGACUCUUCAGGUGUUUAUUUCCUUGAGAGGGUGUGUUGACCGUUGACCAUUGACUAUGGGAAAUGCUGAUUGUUGACCACUACCAUUGUCUUUGACUGAUAAAAAUUGACCGUUGUCUGUGGAGUGUGGAGUGUGGACUGUGGUAGGAAGCCAUGCCAAUCAAGGAAAACUGUCGGACCAGAUGGGAGGCCGAAUUGGGGGGCAGACCGGACAGGUGGCAAUGCUGGACAAGGGAGCAACGUCAGACAGAAGGAUGAUGCCGGACAGAGGGCAACGCCGGAUGGAAGGACAAUGCCGGACGGAGGGCAAGACAUGCGGAGGGUGAUGUCGGACAAAGGGGAAGGCGACACUGGACAUGAGGUGACACUGGAUAUCGAAGCGAUGCCAGACGGGAUGACGAGGCCGGAUAGUUUCUCUUCCGCUGCGAGGGUUCUAACCCCUGGCUCUGAUACCAUGUAACUGACUCAAAAAAUAGGGAGAGAGCACUCUCCUAAUCGACAAACCCUAGUAUUUAUAUUAGGGUCUUAAUGUACAGAAAUGGGCUACUUUGGCCCAAACUACUAAAUGGGCCAACCUGACUUAUACUAGACUAAAGACAUAAUUCUAACAAACUUCAUUGCCAAUCAGGAUAGUUCUUCACAAGAGAAGUUUGAAUUUUAGUGGCCUUUAUCAUUUGAGGCUGUAUUCAGUUUUUUUGGAAGAAAUAGAUCUACUCAAUGUUUUAAUCGUUACCUAAUUCAACUUUUAACUAGCUUUUAAAAAGCCUUGUUCAUGUUUUAAGUACUGCUAAAUGGGUGUAAACUUAGUUGCAUUUUUAUCUUUGAUUUCUAUCCAUUUUUCCAUCUUCUGGAUGAAUAUUGCUAUCUGAUACUUGUGCUUUUUUGUCUUCCUAACAGUUUUUGGAAUUGGUUUUGAUAUCCAGUAAUCAAUUUCUUUCUGACUUUCCAUGUCCUUUUGGUGAGAUAUAGCAUGGAGGUUCAACUAAUGCCUAUACAGCUUCAGAACAGACAAACUUCUAUUUUGAUGUAAAUGCAGACUGUUUUGAAGAAGCUCUGGAUAGGUAGUAAUUUUGGGCUUUAUGAUUCUUUGUUCGUUUUUGCCAUUUCUUUGUUAAGAUACGACCACAUCUUUCUUUAUUGUUCUCCAUAUAGGUUCUCUCAAUUCUUCAUAAAGCCACUGAUGUCCUCUGAUGCCACCCUCAGGGAAAUAAAGGCUGUUGAUUCUGGUAAAUAAUGCCAAUGUUAUUCUGGGGCGUUAUCCAUCAUUAUAUAAUAAGUUUUUUGUCUUUAUUUCCUUUUCCAGAAAACCAGAAAAACUUAUUGUCUGAUCCUUGGAGAAUGAGGCAGGUGAUUUUUCUUUCCUUAAAGAUGAUUUACAUCUCAAACGAAUCUGCCAUUGUGAUAAUGAAUAUCUUAUCUUUGCAUUUGGAUAAAUCAAUCAUUCACUAUUACCAUUAGUAAGUAAAAUGUUGUGUAGAUACCAAAAUUUUCCCAGAUAAUAUUUAAUUUUAAGAUGCAUGGGGGCGGGGGGGGGGGGAGGGGGGAGGACUUUUGAUAUGAACAGCGAAAUAUAUAGGUUUUUAAUAAUUUUUCGGAAAGCAUAUGGUACCAUGCAUGUGAUCUUAGAAAACAAGCUUCUGAAAUAUAUGGAAAAACUUUCCAUGUUGCUGACUUUUCUUGAGUCUCUGAAUGACCUCCUGUAAUCUCUUCAUCCCAUGUGAUAGCUGGGAACCUCGAUGAAUAAUUAAAAAAGGAAGUUCCCUGAAUGUAAAGUCUCCACUGAAGCUGAGGUACUACGUCCUUCACAAGUACCACCUCUCUUGUCUUGACAUUUAUUUUGAGCUUUUACAUCCUCCUAAAUAUCAGCUAGACCUUUCUUCUUGUCACUCCUUGCGUUUGAUUUGAGGAGAGUUUUGUGGUGCCUUUGGCAUGUUUGAGGUGUGAAUCUUUGCUCAAAGCAUGGGCAAAGUCUCAGGUAAGUAGAUGCUUUGAGUCCUACAUGAAAAGUGUUUAUUCCGAUACUUGUAAUUUGGUAUUUCUGACAGUAAGUUUAUCCUGACGUGAUGAUGAUGACUAUAAAUCAAUGCAAUGACUAUGAAUUGUGGAAACUUUUCCAACAUCAUACAUCAGAUUAAGUAGAACCUGUUGUGGAAAACAAAGGAAUGACAAGUAUUGGUGAUGUGGAACCUGUUGUGGGAUUCGAACUGCUGAACUAGAAUACUGAUGGGUUACUGGCUUAAAUUAGGUGGACGCAAGAUGUGUCUACGAAAUAAUAUUAUCUUCACUUAUACAUUGAGUUGCAUGAUAAAAUUAUAUUAUAUGAAAGUGAGAAGUUAGGUCUUUUAAAGUGUUUGUGGCGUCCUAGGAAGUUGGGAAACUUUUCAUGGUAUUUUUGUGCAAAUAUUUCCUGUUUCUUUCCUCAAUACAAAAAUAUGGAAUCUAUAAAAAAUAUGCAUAUUUCUGUUUUCAUUAUUUACAAAGAGAUAGUACCCUCACUUUGAAAAAACACGUGAUAUUAGUUCUUGAUAUGUGCAGGUAAAACAUGCUUCAGGUGAUUUAUCUAGAUGUUCUCUUUAUAUUUCGUUAAAAAAAGACUCUGCUUUGGGAUGAACUGUGUGGUAUAACCUUUUUUGGGUCUAUGGGCAUAACCUCUCUGUAUUUACGAAUGUUUCUUUAUUCUAUACAGCUUGAGAAGCAUUUAUCUUUGAAGGAUCACCCAUUUCACAAAUUUAGUACAGGUAGCUGUUUCUAGUUGUUUCUCUUUAUGGUUGGCAUAUUGGUCUAUAUCUUUACAGUUUCCACGAGCUCAAGUUUCCUUUUGUUGGCAUUCAAAUAAGUUUUUAAAUUUACAAGUUUAGAACGUGUGACAAUCAAGUUACGAUAAUGUGUCAAGUUAAUGUGACCAGUAAAGUAAAAAGUAUGGUAACUAAAAUUUGAAUAAAGAAAUUUACCUAGUGAAUGUCUAGUUUGAAUUUAUUUAGAAAUAAAAAACUUUUAACAUCCUAAGCACUUCAAUACGUUUGUGAAUACUAAAGUUUAAGGGUUGAAAAAUUAAAUUACAUGAAAAUACUAAAUGAACGAAGUUUAUGGCAGUAAUUGAAGACAGUUUGAUACAGCUAAUAAUAGAGUGAUCAUCAAUCAAAUUCAAUCAGGCAACUCUACAAAUGACUCUAUCGUACCUAUUUAUGUUAUUCAUUCAUAUUUGGCGAAUCAUAAUCCUUUAUUAUUUAUACUUGCAUUAGGUAACUGGAAUACUCUUGAAGUAAUUCCGAAAGCAAAAGGCUUGGACACAAGACAGGAACUUCUAGAAUUUUAUAAAGACAAGUACUCCGCAAAUCUUAUGCACCUUGUUGCUUAUGGGAGAGGUAUGUGCUUCAUUAUUGCUUGCUUUUAGAUUCGGUAUAGCUAUAGAUUUAGCUAAUCGUUUCAUUUCCAUAAUGGGUUAUUUCAGAGAGUCUUGAUGACCUUCAAAGGUUGGUUGAGAAGAAAUUCAAGGAUGUGACAAAUACUGGAAGAAGUGCUGUUCAAUUUCCAGGUCAGCCAUGCACAUCGGAGCAUCUUCAGGUACUGUUGACUGUUAUUUGUCACAGAAGGGUUAGAUGGAUAUUAUUCUCUUUCUCAUCAUGACCCUCUUGCCUCUAUUCCUUUCUAUCCUUUCCAGCUAAUUGUCAAAGCUGUCCCAAUUAAAGAAGGUCAUAUAUUGCGAUUUUCGUGGCCAGUAAUUCCCAGCAUUCGCUAUUACAAAGAAGGGCCCCAUAAGUAUCUUAGUCACCUAAUUGGGCAUGAAGGAAGUGGUUCACUAUUCUUUGCCUUGAAGAAAUUAGGUCAGUCUGAUAUUGUCUAUGCUUAUGUGUACGCUUAAAUAUUCCGAUGGUAUACAUUGAAAUGAUGUGAGAAACUAUUGGAGGACUUGUGUACUUGUGAGUUUCAAAGUUAUUUUCUGCCUUCUUUAGGCUAUGCAUGAUGUUAACUAUAGUGCUAUUCUUGAUAUUGUCCGUGCUUGAUAUACUUCAAUAAAGUGAAGUCUUUUAUAGUUAGGUACCAAAAAAUUUGAAGUAUAAUUAAAAUGUAAACUCUUCAUGGAAAUGCCAAAUCAAUGGGGUUGUCAUUGUGUGGUUUUGGAGAUUCAUCCUGUUCACGAAAAACAUACUUGAUAUGUAUACCUCAUUGUUUGCUUACAGAGUUUACCUCAGAAGGAUAGGUCAUGUGUUCUUGAUCUGCAGACCUUGCCAUAAGCUUUCCUUGCCAUUAGCUUGCAGAGCAUACCUCAAAAGAAUAGGCCGCGUGCUCGAUGGCUACCCCGUGCAACCUGGUGUUCAUACAUUUAUGGGUGUCUAGGAAGCUGUGUCCUGCACGUCUCCUACGUGGUCUUCUGAAAUACUGAGGAAUGUGGGGCUGUCUUGCCAUAGCUGGUGGUCCUUCAGGAUAGGAUGAGAGUCUUCCUAGUUAACUGGAGAACGAGCUUGUUGUGUGUGUGGUGGAUUUUCCCCUGGGAGGAGCGCGAGGAGAGGUUGCAUUAUCUAUAUAUCUGUACGAUUUGAUGCAGUAUUAGAAUGAUAGUUUGCAUGUGAUAUUUCGUUAGUUUGAUUAUAAAACGUCAUUUUCAAAUAACCUUCAAGCAAGUUUAGAUGCCUUCAAACAGGUUGCACAUUUACGUUACCUUCAUAUAACUACAGAACUACAAUACAGUGAAUAGCUUAUUGGUGUUGAUUUUUUUUCAUGAUAUAGAAUCCUCAAAUUUAUUGAAAAGAAAAAAAUACUUCGAUGUAAUACCUGUUGAACUGUGGAAUUCAAAGAGAAAUUUAGGAGCCCCAAGCUCUGUGAAUCUCUAUGCAGCAAUGGAGCCUGAAGGAUGCAGUAUGAGAGCAGCAUAGGUUACCAAGAUUUGCUCUAAUUGUACCCCAAUUACAAUUCCCUUACCACUCAAAGCGCGAUUAAGAAUAUAAUUUAACUCCAUUUACGUCAUUUUAUUCUUUUUGGGCUUUUAUCUUUUUUGAGAUACUUUUUGAAAAUGCAUUUCUUAUCUGGUUUUCGAGAGUGUACCAUUUUUCUGAAUUGACUGAAGUUUAUUCUAAUACCAGCUCUAUUGGCAUUCUUUUUGUAAGGAAUUCCUUAUCAAAUCAGUCAUUGAGAAGGACAUGAAAGUAAUGAUUAAAUUAAUAUUAUAUUUUAUUUAAUAUAAGUCAUGCCAAAACAUAUAUUUUUAUUUUUUUCCUGUAGGGCCAGCCUCAUUCCAAUAUAAUUUUUGGCCAGAAAAAGGAAAGCAUUACUAUAUUUUUAGUUGUGUUUUUUUUGAGGUUCCACACGCAUUGCAGGAUGGGCUGUGAGCUUGAGUGCUGGCGAAGGGGAAGGGAGCUACGACUUCUCAUUUUUCUCAGUGGUUAUUGAGCUUACUGACUCAGGACAUGGUUUGUUCUCCUGUGGUUCCAGCAUGAUGAUUGUCUUCCAUCAGUUAUGCUGAUAGUUUAUAAUUUUAUUGGUCAAUCUACUUUGCCACGUUUAUACAAGAUUCUGAACCCCUUCAAAAAAUGCUAUGCAGACCAUGUUGAAGAUAUUGUUGGACUGUUAUUCAAAUAUAUUUCCCUUUUACAGAACUCUGGAGUCAAAAAAUCAAUUUUUGAUGAGGUACAAAAAUUCUUGGGAUCUGAAGUUUUCAUACCAUAAUCAAUGCUUUGAAUUUUCUUCGUUGUGAGAUUUUGAGAUGGCAUGGGCAGUUCUAGUAGUUUUGCAAUUUUUUAGGUCAUAUUCUUAAAAUAUAAUCCUGCACACGUGUUAUUGUUCAGGUGGAAGAAAAUGUUCUAUCGUACGUUUUUCAACUAGAGGUUUUUAUGUACAUCGUCUAAAAUGUAAUGAUAUUAGGAAGAUGGCAUGAUGAUCCACCAGGACACAGCUCCUACUUUGCUUGACUUUGAGGUUCACCAGAUCAGUCAAAUUUUAUCCACUGAGGUAAAUAGAAAAAUGGUUGCAGAUGAAAGUACUUGACUAAUAUCAAGUAAACCACAAGUCCACAGAAUAUUGGUCAAGUUAUGAUAACAUGGAUAAGAACUUAGGAGAAAUUCUCCCAACCAAAUAGAAGGAAAAGUAGUACGAUCUAGAUUAUAGCGAAAAUAUAUAUUUGAACGGUCCAACUCUGCUAGGUGUUUGUAUCUGCAGAUGAUAAGGUUGAACUUUCAGGCAUCUCUGGCAAUCCUUGUAUUAAAAUCUGAAAUCUUGCAUGCAAUACCGACAAAUAGGACGUUGUGAUACUAAGAUACCAUAAGAACAAGAUCAUGCAGAUUCAGUAGCUUUGUGUAAUGCAGCUUGUAUGGAAAUAUCUACCUGUAAAUUGAUUGGUAGAUGCCAUGGAUUUUGUUAAUGUAAGAAGUCAUCAGAGCUCUCCCUAUUAGGGUUUCUUUUCUUCUCUCUAUGUUCCUGGUAUACUACUCCAUAUGCUGAUGUAUUAGUGGGUGAACAUGGGAUAUGGUUUUGUAAACUUGAAAAUGAAGGCGGAUCAAAAUAUAUGAGCCUUACUCGUGAGAAUCGAUAGUUCGCCCCCAUGUACAACAAGAUAAGCAUGCUGAAAAGUUAGGUGAAUUGGACUAGUCAGUCUCAACCUGAGCGUGUCAACAAAACAGAACCGCAUUUAAAUUGUGUUAAGCAUAUAAACUGCUAUAUUGAAAAAGUUUCACUUUAUUUCUGCAAGGGCAAAAGAAUGGGUAAGAGUAUUGUGCAAUAAGGGAAAAGGAUAUUUUUCAAUUUUGAGAGCCUUCGAAACGUAGUUAAGCCUUUAACUUAUGGGUUUCUAUUGCUUUUGUAGCAAUAGUUUUUUCUUGAGACCUAACUACGUUCGCGCUCAUAUAUCCUUGUAUCACUUUCUUUACAACUAAUAAGUUUGUGGUUCUAGAAAAAUGCUUAUUUCUAAAUCAGGUGUUGGUGUUUGGAUAUGGAAGGGUGUUUCUAUUUAUUCUCUCAAUUUUCGGGAUUCUCAACAAAAAGUCGACACUAGAGAUUUCCUUUUAAAGGGGUUCAUUCUUGGUUGGUCUUGAGUUGGUUGAAUUGAUCGAACUUUGAUCGACAGAUUCCAGUAAACUCCUCAAACAACUGACUAAUCCAUGCUGACUCUGUACUUUAUUUUUUUAAUUUUUAGUCAUUCUGGAGGGGGACUAUAACCCUUGGGCGAAUGUAAUAGAAUGAGGAAUACCCACCUCAGAGUCUCGUCUAUUUAUCUGGAUCAAAGUUGGCCUAUGACAUUUAUCUAUCUAUACCAAACACUUGACAGUCUGAGAUCUUGUAAAAGAAGUGUAUUCUCGUGGACUUGGUUCAAAACAAAGAAGAGACAGAUUCCAUUUGAAUUCCGAUCAUAUUUUGGAUUAAUUGAUUUUAAAGUAGUGAUUCACUGAUCAUUACCGCGCACAGGAGUUUUUCUGCGAACUUACUGACCGGACUAUAAACCCCAGGGUGUUUUUAUGCUAAUCCCUCUGUCUUACGUGAUCUCUGGUGUUUAUCCGGAUCAUAGAUGGCAGUUCUAGAUGUGAGAUCAGUUGUUUAACUGGCAGGCUUGCUAUCGAGGGUGAUUGGGAAUUCGCCUUCGUUUCGUUAAUCAUCUCCUCAUUUAUCUUUUGCAAAACAGGAUGGUCGUUCCAUUACCUGUUUGAAUUUUGAGUAAAAAAAGUUUAGCUUCAUGCAUGAUUUUUCUCAUUAUCAGUGCAUAAUCCUUCUUCAUGUGUGGCUAAAACAAAAUAUGUUUGCAUGGAUGCUAUUCCUUUCUUGUGAAAUCUGAGGGCCUAGUUAAAAUGUUUAAUUGACUAUUGAAAAUGCAUGGGUAUUUUAUCCUCAAAUGCUAUUUUACCGAAUUGAUUGAAAUUACAUAAGGAGUACCUUUUAACCAUUCCCUCCUAGCUGAGUUCAUUUCUUUCAAGUUUAAUGUUUGAUUUAUUAAAGAAACAAGAAAAUACUGUUAAUAACCUAACAAUAGCUGAUAUGUUGCACACAAGAAAGCUAGAUUAAAUCAUUUUAGUAAAAUUCUUUAAUAGGGAAAAUGAUCCUUCCAUAUAAACAUGAAACUUUCCCCUUCCAUGCAUCUGCACCCUUUUAUAUGUCCUCAUUAUUGAACUUGCAGCUGGCUGUUGGUAAUCUGCACUAACCAGAUAAAAUAUAUUGUAUAAAUAAAAAAUCCGCUGUCUUUGCUUGCACAAUUUCUGGAUGAGAAAUUCAGGAAAUAAAUCAAUUGUAUGGUCAUGAAGAAAGAUAAGCGAUAUCAAUUUUAUUGUAUCAUCAUUCUCUUUGAAUUAUUAUUUUGCAACUAGUUGCUGCACUCGUUUUUGCAUUUGUUGGUAGACUAGGUGAUUGCCAAUAUGACUGCUAAUUUUCUGUCAUUAGCUUGCCAACAUAUGUGAAACGAAAUUCCACUAUCAAGACAAGGUACCGCCAAUUAAUUAUGUUGCUCAUGUGGCAUCAAAUAUGCAGGUAACGUCGUUUAACUCAUCUAUUUCUAUUUUCUUAAAUUGCCCAUUAUUUUUGUGAGUCUCUUGUUCCAAAAUAUUUGCAGCAUCAUUCCCUACUUAUAUGAGGUAUUUAAUUUUUCUAUUCUUAGCAGAUGAGUGUAAAAGAAUGUUCGAAUUUGGCUAAGGGAAAAGAGAGGACAGAAUGUGGGAUAUCAGUGAGAAAUGAAUGUGUACCUGGGAAUGAGAAACAAAAGAAGUCGUUGGACAUAGUAGAAAAUCGAAAAAUAUGAUAUGUUAGCUCUCAAUAUCCUCAAACAAUUGAAAAUGCAAUGCAUAGCUAUAACUCGAUUCUCUAUUAUUUACCAUUUCGUUAAGAGCAGGUGUCCUUUCUCAAGACUUGAAUAUAAUGAUUGACGCUAUGGUUUACCCAAUUUCCUGAUUUAGAUGACGCAAUCUGCCUUGUUGGGUCUCAGAGCUCUGUCUUGAAUCUGCCCAGGAGCCAGAUUUAUUAGAAGACACACUUAAUUGAAUCUUCUCUAAACCAUGAUGUGGAUCUUCUCUAUACUAGAUUGAAGCUUUGGUCUUUGCUACUCUGACCUCAAUUCUGGCAUCAACUGCGCCGAUUUCAACUUCGUCAUGUGCUUUCUCUGACUACUGUGUUCUUUUUUCACUGUAAUAAGUUUGGGUAUUUUCCAUUCCAACUUCAACUACGCCACUUCAAUGUUAGCCUCUGUUACAAAAACUUAAACUCCAGUGUUAUUAUACUGAUUUAAAUGUCAGCCUCUACUGCACCAACUUCUGCUUUGACUAUAAUUUCAACAUUAAUUUAUUGUUUUGUUUGUUGUUUAUUAAGAAAUAGUUUUAUGUAACAGGUUUGAGAAAAAAAUGAUUUAUCUACUCUAGCUUGAGGGUGAUAUUGAGCCAUCAGGGGAUGGGCUAUUUACACUUAUACUAGGUCUUAUAAUUUAAUGCCCCCUCUAGUAGGUGAGGAAGGCGCCAUGAAUGUGUCUAAUUUUCGUGCUUCUAUUUCAACAAUGAUCAUUAGAGAUUGGUGUAAGGAAUCUAAGAGUAUUCCUGUGAAUUGGGGAGUUGUGUUUAGCGUAUGAUUUUUUUCGAAAGAAUGACUGGGAGUAAAGGGUGCAGGCUGUGAAUUGGGUUUAAAGUGAAAGUUGCUAAAAACUGGCAGAAUUAUUCAGUUGGUUUCUCCGUUGUUAGAGUUUUCUGUCCAGAAUUUUUGACUCUAGUAAGGUCGCCUUGUCCUCUCUAUGAUCACUACUUCGUUGUCUGACAAGCAGUUCACCUCAUCUUUCUCUUUUAGCGUAGCCUACCUUUAUCCAUUAUUCUUGUUUCUAUCGUGCUUAGUUUAUUCAAUCAUCUGCAAGUAACUUUAGUUGAGCAGACCCAGACUAAUCAAUUGGAUGGAAAGAUGUUGGGGUUCUUAAAAGGAUAAGCUGCCAUCACCAUAUUGUAUUCUCCCAAUCUGGAGUGGGAGCUUUUUAGUGUCUGAGCUCCCAGCUCCAGCAAAAUUUACCCCUGGGUCAAGUCUGGCCAUUAAAAAAGCCAGUCUCGAGCCUUCACGUAAAAGAGAUCUUCUGGUUGCACCCCUGCUAUCAGAUUGUCUAUGGGUGUAGGAAACUUGUCAUAUGACAUAAGGUGCAUGGUCUAUCCUGACCUCUAUGCUUUUAUCUUCGCUAGCUUCCAAGUUUAGACUCUUUCCUUGCUCUUCUGGUUUUAGUUUUGUUGUACUUUAUGAUCAUCUCUCAGCCAUUCCAAAAUUUUGCAUUUAUCCUGGAGAUGUAGCCGGUGCCAUAGGAUUUGCCUUAUGUAGAUUAAAAACGUAGAAUGGGAUUGUUGUCUCUUUGUAUUAAUGUUUUUUCUUGUCUUUUACAUAGGGUAACUUAAUCUUUUAUCCAAACAAGGUAUGAUUUUUGUUGUAUUUCUUACUUUGUAUAAAAAUUUAAGGGGGCUUUCGAGAACUUUGUCCAACAGCCUUUUUGAUUUCUCCACUCUCUCUUUCGUAAAAUUGUUCUUAUUUUGUCAUCAUAGAAAUUAGAAUCGGUUGUUACACUUAGAUGACCAUGUUACAAGGUCUAACAUCGACUUUCAUUCAAAGGAAUGAGUUAAAAUAGUCUCAUCUUGGUUAUUAUGGUAGUUAAACAUGUUUUCCAUUAGAUAAGCUAAUUCCACUCUUGACUAGUUAGUUUUAAGUUGGAUGGUUCAAUGACAGUAAUAAAAUAAUAAGCUCACAGUACUACUUUCAUUCAGAAUAGGAGUCCCUUACAUCUUGUUCUGCACCAUCUAAGAACAGUUGAUCGCAGAUGGAGCAGCAAUGAAAGUCGUGACCCUAUGACUAGAUCAGCUUUUACUUGUUCCCGUCCUUUGGUAACUGGUUUUGAUUUUCUCUAGGAUGAGAAGCUUGCAAUUUACUUUCAAAAAAACUAGAAUGCCUAAGUAAGACCUUUUCAGAAACAAGGAUGGGAUGGAUGUCAAAGUAGAAUUACAAUAUUAGGGUUAUUUCGUUGCUCCCCUCCUCACCCGUUCAUAUAUAAAGAGGACAGGGGGUUUUAUACCAUAAGACCUAAUAUGUGUCAAUAUUGAUUCUAAAUGGUACACUCACGCAGUAAAUAGUGGUCUUAUUACAUCCAUGUUCUGAUGGACUCUCUAACUGUUGAAUUACGACUUAAUUAUCUUGGUCGAUUAAGGGAACUUGUGAACUUUUGGUUUGAAUUUCAUUCUCACAUAUCUCAAGCGUUAACUGGCCUUUCAGAUCACAACCCUAUUAGCCUCUUAAGGCAAUUAACAUGGCCCACCCUGCCUUGGUUCUAGAUUCUAAUUUGUCAGGUUUUCAGUUUGAUACCACUCUUUCUCUCUGUCAUAGGUUUAAUUUUAGUUUUGAGUUUAAUAAAAUCGGGAAUAAGUUAAGGGGGAUUGGUUGCCAAUAUUGACUCUUUCGGCCCAGUAAGUUAAGCAACUUUAUUAAGUUUAUCCCUAGCCGGGCCUCACGUGACUUGCUCAGCCAUCUGAGAAUAUCAAACUCAGAUUGCUGGGUUAUUUCGAAUAAAUUUGGAUAACCCAGCCUAUUCCAAUUCUAACUGGGUAUCAGACCAUUGGUUUCUAGUUGUCAUAGAUUGCUAAAUCCUCUAUACUCCGAGUGAAUGUCUUUGAACUGCCUGAAAACAGCUCUAACAGGCUUGGGUGUUUCUGUUGUAUUUGUAAAUUGUGAUACACGGUGUAUGGGAAUUCACGCUGUGAUGAUGUUGAUUGGAGGAAUUUGUAGCUGUUAGGAUUUGUAGGUCAUGGUGCAUCAUGUAUAGGAACUCACACUGUGAUGAUGGUCAUCAAGGGAACUUAUGGCCUGAGGGUAUACUGAGAAAGAUCAUGUAAGGUUCUCUCCUUAAAGGGUGAUAAAUUUCAAUAAAAAGUGAGGUGAUUUCCCGCUCCUCCCCUCUUGUCCUUUGAGACAGGAAAUUUCCUUCUCCACACUGUCCAUUUCCCCUUCGUUUCAGCAGAUUCCAAUAUAAAUUGAAGAGUGGAUCAUAAUGUAUGAAUCCUUGGGGCCAUUUCUGUGUUACAUGGUUUUCUUGAUCUCAAGCCCAGUGCGGUUUCAUGUUUCACGUUUUUGAAAAAAAUAUGGUAAAUAGAACGCCCAAUUUUCCAAUGCCUUUCUUUCUAUCUUUACCAUUACAUAUUGGUGGUAACCAAUGAUUCUUCAAUUAUACUAGCUCAAUGUCAAAGUUGCUUUUUCUUCAGUUAUAUCCACCUGAAGAUUGGCUUGUUGCUUCAUCUAUUCCUUCGAAGUACGUUCCAAGUACUAUCCAAAUGGUAUUAGAUUGCCUCAUGCCAGAAAAUGUCAGGUAUGUAUGGUUCAUGUGGAUUUUUAAUCAGCAUGUCUAGUAGAAAGUCUUUGGUUUUGUAGUCUAAUCCAUUGAUUGUAGUUCUCUCUGAUUUUCUUCCUUGCAGAAUCUUUUGGGGGUCAAAGAAGUUUGAAGGAUAUACUGAUUUAGUUGAGCCAUGGUAUGGUACUGCAUAUUCGGUAGAAAAAAAUUCUGCUUCCCUUAUUCAGGUAUAUAGUUCUUUAGUCUGAUCAAUAAUCUUCUCUGUUUUAUGAUUUUAUCGUAUGCUCUGCGGUAGUCAUGCCUGUGCUUCAGUCAAUAGUCUACUCUGUUUGAUUGCAUCAAUCAUUCACAUUCCAUCUGUCUUGCAGCAAUGGGUGAAGAAAGCUCCUGAAGAAUAUUUAGAUCUACCAGCACCAAAUGUUUUCGUUCCCACUGAUUUUACAAUUAAGAUUACCAAAAACCAUGUAAUGUUGAUGUUUUUACUGUGAUAAGAUUUCAGGAUUUAUUACUUCAAAAUUGGAUUUUUAAUAUUUAUCAAUGACAGUUCUUAUUCUAUCAAUCAGGUUAAAUUUCCUAUCAUGUUAAGGAGGUCCUUAUAUUCAAGAUUGUGGUACAAACCUGAUACAAUGAUGUUCUCCACUCCCAAGGGCUAUGUCAGUGUCGAUUUCAACUGUCCUCAGUCAAACCAUUCCCCAGAGGCUGAAGUUCUUACAGAGAUUUUCACGCGGUUAUUAAUCGAUUAUCUGAACGAAUAUGGUAAAAUUCAUGUUGAAUAUUUUACUUGUCAAGCAUUUAUUUUCUUGGCCUUUCACAUUACAUGGUUAAAUUUUUAAUCCUGCUAAAGCGUAGUUUUACUUAGAUGUCUUUGGAUUUGAAAAUAGUGAUACCUUGUGCCUUACUCUGGAAAAUCAUCUGGAUGGAAAUAGUAUGUGACUUUAGGAAAUGGCUUUUGUAUUAUGUUGUAUGAUUUUAUAGGAUUUUUCUUGUCUUAAAUUUCAGUUUGGUGCAGUAUUUAUGUUUUAGAAAUCACUUUCAAAUCUUCAAGUAUCAAUUUUCUAAUAUUUCUAUGAUGUAGAUCUCAUUCACGUUUCACUAUAUUGUCCCACUUUGCUUCCUCGGCCAAAAUUAAAAGCCGCUUAGAGAGUAAUGUAUUCAUUAAUAUUGUUGAUACUGAGCACCAAACACCUCUCUCAGUUUCUCUUCUCUAAGCCCAUUCCCACCUUGGUUAGUGAACGUGUUCAUUACCAUGGAUCCUUUCCUCCAAAGGAGUAGGCCUUCAAUUAUCCUGUGUUUCUGCACUUCCCAUUUUUCUUUUAAUUUGCACUCGUAUGUAUACUUGAGAACUUGUUACUUAAUGUUACUGGUAGUAUUUUUCAUAUUUAUCUACAUAUUAAUUGUAUAAUUUUUAUUUUCUAUACUGUCUCAUUGCUUAUCAGUACUCUCAACUUAUAUGUUUUGACAGCAUAUGACGCUCAGGUUGCUGGCCUGUAUUACUCAAUUCGCCGCACUGCCACUGGAUUUCAAGUUAGUUCGACUUUCUCUCCUGUGCUGCUUGAGGAGAUUUUCUUUUUUCUAUUAUCUUUCCCUGGUAUGUGAAAGGAUGUUUUAUCUUGAUAAGGUAAAGGCGGGCAUUACUAUCUGUAAAGAAAGUUUGGCGUAACUUGUAUAGCUAAAGAAGAUCCAUGGUGAGAAGAAGCCAAACUGACUCUCAGGGUGGUUUCUUGUUAAUUUAAAAUCAUUAAUUCCAAGGGUUUGGUCGAUAUUUACGACUCUAAAACAUUGGAUAAGCUUUUCGAUACCCUGGUUCGUGGAUAAUUCAUUAUUUUUCUCAUUGAUGUUCCUGUGCUUUUUAGCCAUUGAGUCAGUUCAAUCGGGAACUCUUCUUAAAUGUACACAUAUCUCGUUUGUUCCAUCCAGUAAUAUCUAAUUUUAAGUCUUUGAUUUCAUGUCAACUUAAUUUUACUCAAGUUAUGAACAACAACAUUCCUAGGGCUGAAUUUUAUUUUUCCAGUGUGGGAACUUGGAUCAGGUGUUUGUCAAUCACAAUUAGUGCAGGGAAGCUCACUCAAAUUAGGUCAAAUUUUGGGCCUAGCUCCUUUUUUGUGUGUUCCUGACUCAAUUACACAUUUCUACUUGUAGAUCUACGUAAUAAUAUUACAUGUUAAGAAAAAAAAUUAACACCAGCCGGAAUUUUAGCUUAGACUUUGUGAUUUAACCUAGGGCAUCAGCUGAUUUGAUCUUCCCCCACCCGAUCUUUGGCCAUAAUCCACCUAUUCUGGAGUCUAGGAAAUUUAUGCUCUCUUACUGAUGGGAAAAAGUUGGAUCAAAUUAUGGGCGAAGAAAAUAUGAUUAACUAGGACUUUGUCAACUGGUACACUGCGUUCUAAACUGUGUUUGAUGUUCUAAACUUUUUUUUGUUUUAUUAAUGAUCCUGAUCCAUUUUUUGUGCGAUUUUAAUUUCUAACCAAUUCUUAUUCUUCAAGGUUGUUGUCUAUGGCUACAGCCACAAAUUGAGAAUCCUAUUAGAAGCAAUAAUUGAGAAAAUUGCGCAGUUUGAAGUUAAAGUUGACAGGUUUUCUGUUAUUAAGGUAAUCUGUCAUCUCAUGUUAUAGUACAAAUCUUGUACUUCUUAUCAACUCUUUACUAGGUAAUCCAUUGUACUUUCUAUUUUGUAUUGUUUUUUUGUUAUCUUCAAUGAAUUUUUUGCAUUCAAUGGAUUUUUCAUUGGUUGAAGUGGAGUAGAUGCUACUAACACGUUUUAAUUGCAACCAAAUGUUCUCCAGCUGACACUGUUAACUUUUGUGAACAACUUUGUCAUAUCUGCUGGUGAAGCUGUCACAAAAAACUUCUCUACUCCUGCUCUCCCCCCAGAGGGAGAUAUACUGUCUAUGACCUUAUGAAGACGAUAUUUUAAUGGAGAAAUUUGAUAAGCAUACUGAAAUAUCGUCGAUUGCUAAUCAAGGAAUUCUGUACAGCUCUUUCUAGUAUCAUUUGCUUCAUCUACGGCCAUUGCUGCUAAGCAGAAACGGUAACCUUACUGUGACAAGGUCUGAAUCAAAUUCACCAAAUGUAAUAUAGAAGCCGAGUGUGAGCUAAAGCAGUGAUUUCUCUGUCAAGUACUUCCGUGAAAACAAAUGGAAGAAAAAUUCCUCAAAGUACUCACAUUCUGUCAGAUAACGGCAUAAGCUGCAUUCUCUCCCCUAUGGACCUUGAAGUCAUAUAAAACUCAGAAGAAAUCAACAUAUGUCAGACGCUACCAAGGAAUGAGCCCAUGUCUCAUCUCCUUCUCUAGUGAUAUUUAAUGUUCUUAUCGACCCCUCAGUACUAAAUCAAGGAUGCAGGAUUAAGGGUCUGGAGAACGUAUAAAUUUUUCUGGUUAGCUAUUUAAGCCAUCCGGUACAAUGUGAAGCUUAGAGAAGUUUGAGAUAAGUUUAUCUGCUGUCUCUGGUGAUCAGAUCUCUCCCUUCCCCUUCCUCCCAACUUAAAAGAGAAAUCGUCCAUCGCACGAUUCCUAUCUGAAUUGGCAAUUUGGAUCAGAAUCAGACGAUUUUAAGUGCAUAAAUGGAAACCCCUCUGGAACCCCUCAGACGAUUCUAAGUGCUCAUCAUGUUCCUGUUUACCUGAUCCUCUUCCUUACAUUUGUAUAACUUGCCUAAUAUUUCUGUAGAUUUCCAUACUUAUUGUACUCGUUUGUUCUGUGAUCAAUGUCAUGAUAUAGGAAUUAUAAAGCUCCCGAUUACCAUUUUUCACGGACAUUUUUUGCUCAUCAAUGGUAACUGUGAUUAUUCAUCCGAAUUGAAAUUAAUUGAGAUUCUUGUAUCCUAAUUGUAGGAAGAUGUUAUGAAAGAAUACCAGAAUUUCAAGUUUCGACAGCCAUUUCAGCAGGCGUUGUAUUAUUGCUCACUAUUACUAUCGGAAAAGUCAUGGCCUAUGAUUGAAGUACUGGAAGUGCUUCCUCAACUUGAUGCUAGUGUUCUUGCCAAGUUUAUACCUCAAGUACUCUCAAAAACAUUCUUUGAAACCUAUGUGGGAGGUAUGCAUGCAUGUUCCUUCCACCUUUAUUUCAUCACUUUCUCUGGUAUGUAUUUUGGGAAAUAUCGUCUUUUGGUGAAAUAUUAUUCAGGAAAUUUUGAACCAAGCGAAGCUGAAUCAGUUGUCAAACACAUUGAAACGAUGUUGUUUGGAGGCCACACUCCCAUUAGCAAGCCAAUAUUUCCGUCCGAGCAUCUAACAAAUAGAAUUAUCAAGCUUGAAAAGGGUGUGAGCUUAUGUUACCCAGUUGAGGUCCUAAACAAGAGUGACGAGAAUUCAGCACUUAUCCAUUACAUUCAGGUUGGUUUCAAGAUUGAUCCAUUAUAUUUUUUGACAAGUAGCAAUGUUGUAAACCUUAAUCUCAUCGCACUGAACUUUUUUCUAAUAAUAUCAGCACGACAUGAACUUUGAAGACUACUGAGAGUUUUGCGAGAUCAGAAAUCCCUAAUCUCUCGUCAAAAACCAUCACCCCAAAUUUUCCAUGCCAUAUAUUUUGCUAUCCGAUCUUCCAUUUUUAUUUUAUUUUUUUAUUUCUUCAUCUCGCGAGCUUGUCUACCUUUCCAGGGAACUUAGUUGAGAUGAUUUGGUUGUUUUUAUUGACUGGUCUGGAAUGACCGUUGAGAAUUUUCAAAAACUGAUGACUCGUCUAACUUAACAAGUCGAUCAUUCUGCUCAAAUUUGAAGGUGCAUCAAGAUGACACCAAGCUGAAUGCUAAAGUUCAGCUUUUUGCCAUGAUUGCAAAAGAACCUGCUUUCCAACAACUCAGAUCAGUUGAACAACUUGGAUACAUAACCGUGCUUAGACAAAGGUUUGUAUGCUAAUGAAAAACCUACAACGUUCCAGAAUUAAGUAUUAAAAGUUGAUCCUUCGCAGGAACAACUCAGGAAUCUGGGGACUGAUGGUUGUUAUCCAGUCCACUGCUAAGGUAAUCGAAAAGGCGUGUUUUUUCUGCUACAGUACCAGGUAUAUUGUUUUCACAAUGUUCCCUCUCUGAUUUUACAGGAUCCUGCACAACUUGAUGAGAGAGUUGAAGCUUUUUUUGAGAUGUUUGGAAGAAAGCUUGUGGACAUGUCUGACUAUGAAUAUCAGGUUAGUAAUAUGCUUGCAUGCAAAGUGGAAACAAUGUUUUAUGGACACUGGAGGUCGCAAUUGAGUUGAAAAUUUCUCGUACAUUAAUGGUAGAUUUGGAGCGCACCAUUGCUUCUUUAAAAUUCUGUGGCUUACCGUUCCCUAGUUGUCCAGCAAUGGAUGAUGGAAUCGGUAUUUUGGACAAGAAUUCUGCAGCUUUAAAAUUCUGCGGCUUAAAUUUUUGAUCUGAUUUCUUCUGCACAUUUUUUCCGAUCACAAACAUACCUGUACUGCUCGGAAAAAAAAGGGAAAUAUCUGCAUUACCUUUCAGUGUUGGCUCAUCUUUUGAUGCUUACGCUUUGGCCCUUCAUUUUUUAGUGUUUUCAUCAGAGAUGGAUGAAUAUGAUAAGCUAGAUGCUAGAUCGUCCUGUUUGAUCCUGAAAUCAAGAUUGUUCUUUCUAUUGCUUAUCCCUUUCUAGAGCAAUGUCAGUGUAUUAAUCGAUAUGAAGCUCGAGAAGUACAAGAAUUUGUGGGAGGAAUCCUCGUUUUACAAGCGGGAGAUUGAUGAUGGCACCCUAAUGUUUGACCGGGUUGAAUCCGAGGUACAUGCUUUGUGUGCUAUUUACGUUUCUUCACAGUUUGACCUAGACUUCACGUUUUGGUCUUAUUUUAUAGUUCUGGGUUGAAAAUUGAAGAUUCUCACUACCAUGAUAUGAACAGGUUGCAGCUCUUAGGGACCUUACCCAUCAGGAGUUGAUAGAUUUCUUCAAUGAGUAUCUCAAGGUUGGCUCGCCAAAAAGAAAGACGCUCAGCGUGCAAGUGUACGGUGGCUUACACAUGAACGAAUACGAAAUUGCCAAGUCCCAGCCCACUCAGCCCCCAAAGGUUCGCAUUGAUGACAUCUUUGCCUUUAGAAGGUCUAGGCCUCUGUACGGUUCCUUCAAAGGAGGUUUUGGGCGUAUGAAGCUCUGA